CACCCUGCAGCGCGGGCGCUGGAGCUCUUCCUGGAGUCGCUGCUGAAGAAGGCCUGCCAGGUGACCCAGUCCCGCAACGCCAAGACCAUGACCACGUCCCACCUGAAGCAGUGCAUUGAACUGGAGCAGCAGUUUGACUUUCUGAAGGACCUGGUAGCUUCCGUGCCGGACAUGCAGGGGGAUGGGGAAGACAACCACAUGGACGGAGACAAGGGUGCCCGGAGGGGGCGGAAGCCAGGUGGCAGCAGCAGGAAGAAUGGUGGCAUGGGCACUAAAGGCAAGGACAAGAAGCUGUCGGGGACAGACUCAGAACAGGAGGAUGAGUCAGAGGACACAGACACCGAGGGGGAGGAGGAGACCCUGCAGCCCCCACCCCAGGCCAACCACCCCCCUGCCCCCUUUCAGAGCCCCCCAACGCCCUUCAUACCCUUCACCUCCUCCACGAUGCCUCUGCCCCCGGCGCCCCCAGGCCCCUCAGCACCUGACGCGGAGGACGAAGAGGACUAUGACUCCUAGCACCCCCUGCCCCCCAGGCUGUGCCCCCUUUUAGUUGCUUUUAGUUGCUCUGGGGGGUGGGGGGAGGGGGGAGUGAAGGUCAAA
Molecule: messenger RNA, 600 nt
Organism: Echinops telfairi (small Madagascar hedgehog)
Lineage: Eukaryota; Metazoa; Chordata; Mammalia; Afrosoricida; Tenrecidae
Gene: DRAP1
Product: DR1 associated protein 1
Exons: 5
Biological process (GO): negative regulation of transcription by RNA polymerase II; positive regulation of transcription by RNA polymerase II; transcription by RNA polymerase II
Cellular component (GO): nucleus; negative cofactor 2 complex
Molecular function (GO): transcription coactivator activity; RNA polymerase II general transcription initiation factor activity; core promoter sequence-specific DNA binding
Source: RefSeq, a predicted model, not a curated record